Molecule: messenger RNA, 1688 nt
Organism: Neodiprion virginianus
Lineage: Eukaryota; Metazoa; Arthropoda; Insecta; Hymenoptera; Diprionidae
Exons: 7
Coding region: 173-1624 (483 amino acids)
Source: RefSeq, a predicted model, not a curated record
GACGUCAAUGAUAAAACACCUAAUCGGGAGUUUCAGUGAUCGUAAUGAGUUACUGGUUGGAAUAGUCUUGAAGCGUUGUUGAAGCUUUCGUUAUUAUAGCCUCCUCCGUUCAAACUGUCAGUGAAUUAAAAGACUUUGAGAUCAGUGAUUGAACAUCGACUGAGUAUCAUCCAUGGCGGUCAUCCUUUUUUUGAUUCAAGUAUUGCCUUGUAUCACAUUGAUACUGGCGCAGCCGCAAUGUCCUAACGUCAAUAUAAACUUUUUACGUUCACCAUACGACGCAGCUUAUAACGCGAAUCUGCCCGCAUCGCCGCCGUGUUUACUGCGAGGCCAAUCAGUCACCAAAAGAGAUGACUACACGUACACGUCGGGUAUCGGUGGCUACAAAGUUCACACGCGAGCGGUUCUAUGGAACGAAGCUCGAAUCACUUGCGAAGAGGAAGGCGGGCAUUUGGCUAUAUUUAACUCCGUAGCCGAAGCAAAUGCGGUAACUCAGCUGUACAAGAAGUCGCCGGCAAUCAUUGGAUCACCUCUACCACAGUUUGCUGGCAUUGGGUUUCACGACCUUUAUCGCGAAGGUCAAUACGUUACAAUUCACGGUCAGACGUUGGCGAAAGCUGGAUUCACGCAAUGGGCGCCUGGACAACCAGAUAAUAGACACGGCGGAAAGCCGGAAAAUUGUGGAUCCUUGGACAAAAAUGGGGGACUUAACGAUAUUGGUUGCGAUGUUCCAAUUGGUUUUGUAUGCGAGCUGCCAGCAAUCGCGGCUUAUCACAUUAAGCCUUCGUCAAAGUACGACGAUAACGACGAAGAAGAUGUUCCAGAGAAUCUACAUUCGGGGGUGAAUAAGUGUGAGCAGGACGGCCGGGUCGACUAUAUAUGCGUCUCGAGCGUUAGAGGGGCCAGUGUGGGCCAGUUAGUCGUUCGGCGAUCGUACGGCGAGCGUGUGUCUUAUGUGGAGAACCGACUUGAAUCCAGGAUCAUCAUGUCUCCGGUAUUAUCGCUGAUCGUUUACGGACAAGUGUAUUUCCUCGGCUUCGGAACAAAUAUUCGACCGACCGUUAUUGGAUCUGAUAAUUCAACAGCAAUACCAGCCAUCGACCAGACCUUGGAUAAGACACAGCCGUUCCAGGGGAACCAAAAUUCAGUAUUGGUCCCAGAAAUAAAUCGCCGAUGCGGAGAGAUGGGAUUAUCAGAGAAGAAUGUAAAACGCCCCGAUUACACUUACACGCCAGGUAUCGGUGGGCACAAGUUUCACACGAAAGCAGCCACUUGGAACGAGGCUAGAAAAGUGUGCGAAAGCGAAGGUGCACACCUCGCUAUUGUGAACUCAGCCAGGGAAGCGGAAGUGAUCGGUAAUCUUUUCACGAAAUCCGGUCCUCACUUUGGUUCGGAAGACUCGAACUACGCCCAUAUCGGAUUUCAUGACCUCUACGAAGAAGGCGAAUUCGUUACCAUCGACGGCAAAUCCCUGGCAACGGUCGGUUUCUAUGAGUGGGGGAACGGAGAACCCAACAAUGCCAACAAUGAAGAUUGCGGAUCAGUGUACAAAAACGGCCGGCUCAAUGACAUCCGUUGUACGCAAUCUGCUGCCUUCGUUUGCGAAUCGCCGGAUGUUAAUUAAAAUUCAUUUUUCAUUGGAAUUCGAUGUGAAUAAAUAUUUGAUACAUGCAUAAAUGUUUAUUUGG